This is a messenger RNA of Limulus polyphemus (Atlantic horseshoe crab), 2626 nucleotides long. Its product is annotated as BSD domain-containing protein 1-like. The transcript has 6 exons. Gene Ontology annotation, cellular component: cytoplasm. The record is from RefSeq and is a predicted model, not a curated record. The annotation marks the transcript as partial. NCBI's taxonomy places the organism in Eukaryota, Metazoa, Arthropoda, Merostomata, Xiphosura, Limulidae.
GUUGACAGUACAGAAUCUAUGGCUGGUAAAGCCAAAGAAGGGAUAACUUCUCUACUGGAAAACAUCACAGAGGCUUUUAUGCCCUACCAAGAACCUGAUGAAGAAGAGGUGAUGAUUAUUCAUAAUUCAGAGCCUUUGAUAUUGGACAGGUGGGAGUCUCAGCUUCAUGCUAUUCGAGUUGAUCCAAAGACAUAUUGCCGUGAACCAGAAAGUCCACCAGAAAUGUAUGAAACGUGGCUAGAGGUUUUUGAUUUAAAUGCACAUCAGGAAGAAAUAUCUAAAAUCAUGGUUGAAUGUGGUCAAGUGAGAAAUUUGUAUGCAAAAUUGGUUCCAACAGCAGUGUCUCAUAAUGAAUUCUGGCAGCGUUACUUCUUUCGGGUUCAGCAACUGAAAGAAGCUGAAAUAAAACGAGCUGAACUUGUCCAAAGAGCUAACCAGCAGUUGCCAUCAGAUGACCUAGAUUGGGGAGAUGAUGAUGAUUUUGGAACACCUUCAAGUCCUGGUGGCAAGAAAGAGAGAGAAAAGUCACAGAUGGAUAAUUUUGGUUUUCAAUUAGAAUCAGAUAAGGAUAACAUAAAAGAUGUGAUUAUAUCCAGUAGCUCUAAAGAUGAGUCUGUAAAUUAUGCUAGUGAGGAACAAAAAAGUUUGAAUGGUGAAGUAUUGAAGGUCCAAGAAACAACAGAAAAAAGGAAUAAUAUAAAUACACCUUUAGAAUCAGAAAAACCUGUUGAAGAUAGAGCGAGCGAACAGAAAUCACUUAAAACUAGUGUCAUAUCUUACUCUCAAGAACCUUGUUCCCAAAAGAAAGACAUUGAAAAAGAUCCAUCCAAACAAACACCAUGUGAGCCUCUUAAUGUUGAUGUCAGCCCUGACAAUCAUACAGCACAUGACAUUUCAAAUCCAGUCACUUCUGCAAACUCUACGGACAUAAGUGGGGUAACUCUCACUACAAAAGAGAAAGGUGAUAUGGUCCUUGUAGCAACUGGGAAUAGUGGACCAUCUCCUCCUUCCAGUGAUUCAACUGGGAAAGAUUGUAGCACAGAAGAAGAAUGGGAGAAAGAUUUUGACCUAGAAGUGAGUGAUGAAGACCUUAAACGAGCUGAGGAAAUUGCUAAGCAACUUGCACAGUCUGCUGGAAUAUUUGAGGACCAAGAUAACUGGGAAGAUUGGGAAUGAAUGUGACAGAGAAAAGGUGUCAUCGAGAUAUUUUAUCUAGUUCUAAGAUUUAUAUAAAUUUAAAUUGUAUAUGUUUUAUUUGGUAUCUUGAACUGAAAAGUUUUGUUUGAUAUGAUCACAGAGUAUAUGUAUACUUGUAGCUUUUUCUUUUCAAGAUUUGUUUGUUAGGGAACACAUUUUUUUUUUUUCCAUGAGUCUGAAUAUAAACAACCAGAAGCUUCUUGGUAUGAAAAUAUUCACAAAGAUGAUUAUUAUUGCUGUUUUAAUUUUGAGUUUAAAAUUUCUAAGAAUUGUGCGAGUAGUCAACAUUUGUUUUUUUUUUAGUCUUCACUUUCUGUAAGGAAAGCACCUUUCAAUAUAAACACUGUUGCAAGGUCUUUUUUUUUCUAACUUGGGAUGAAAAAUGUUGCAAGUAUGAAACAGAGUUCUUAAAAUUGUAUACCUCACAGUCUGUUUCUCAAAAAAAGACAGUUAAUUAUAAUUUCAAAAAUUUUUAAAUAUUUUCUUUAAAUGUUUUCAUGUAAUAAGGCUUUGUUAUUAAUUUAUGUAAAAUAUUAAACAUGUACAUAAAAAAUUAAACAACGUGAAAGAUAGCAUUUUUUCGGAACAUGUGAAGUUUAAUUAUUGAUAUUUGUGUAGUGGCUCUUGUUUGAGUAUAUAGGUAUUGUUAUUCAUUCUCAAAUACAUUAGCUGUAAUGUUUCCAAAAUAUUUUUUAACAUCUACACUUAGUAAUCAUCAUAAGAUUGUGUGGGUAGCAGAAUAGUUUGGAUUUAACUCGGGUCUUUUUUGGGGGGGAUAUGAGAAAACUUCCUUGAUUUUGUAGUCUUUUUUUUUUGUAAAACCUUGAUUUUAGAGAGGGGCAGUUAGGAGUUUCCAGUGAUUGAAAUGUCAAGACAAUUUUAAGUUUUCGUUUUUAGUAUAACAUUUUAAUUAAAUUUGAAAUGCUGAUAUGUCUUAUACAUUGAUGUAACAGUAAAAUCCAAUUUUUGAAGUUGGAAAGUGACAUAAGCUCUUCCUCAACAGUAAAUGACCUACAUUGAUGUAACAGUAAAAUCCAAUUUAUCUAUUUUUGAAGUUGGAAAGUGACAUAAGCUCUUCCCCAACAGUAAGUGACCUACAUUGGCUUUAUGGUCUACAUCAGCCAUCAUGAUGACUUUCUCAUUUUGUGGUUCUGAUAUUAAAAGCACACUAAAAAUAUAACAUCUUAUGGAAAUUCUUCAAUCCGGAGUUCAUUUGUAAUGUAAAGUUAAACAUUCCCAUUGUAUUAAGGAUCAAAUUUCUAAUUUCUUAGUUUUGUUAUUAAUAGAUUGUUUUUUUUAACACCAAUUUUUUAAUUCACUGUUUAACACAUACACACUUUUUAACUGCUGAAUGAUAUUCUUCUAUGUAGCUUAUGAAAAAGACACGUUUGUAGUGAUUUGCAAUGAAUAGAACCAAAUAUUUUUAUUA